Molecule: messenger RNA, 2233 nt
Organism: Vespa mandarinia (Asian giant hornet)
Lineage: Eukaryota; Metazoa; Arthropoda; Insecta; Hymenoptera; Vespidae
Product: B9 domain-containing protein 1
Biological process (GO): cilium assembly
Cellular component (GO): MKS complex
Source: RefSeq, a predicted model, not a curated record
AAUGGAUUUUUCAAAAUAUUUUCGAUUAUCGUGGUUAUAGCCAUUAGAAUACACAAAUUAUUGUACCUAAUGCACAUCUCUUCUAAUAGUUAUAUUUUCGUAAAUUAUACUUUUUUUUUUGUAAACGAUUGCACGCUUUACAUGCAAAAAAUUGAAACUCUGAAAAAAUUUGAGAAAAUUAUAAUAUAUUCUUUGAAUUUUUCUUUCAUAGCACAGGCUUUAUAUUAUAUUAUAUGAGAUAUAUGAUUUUCAACAACAGUAGAAAUGUUAUUUAAAAAAGUGAUCGAUUUUGCAUGGCAUGACCUACAUAUUUAACAACGCAAUCUUUUAAAUUUGGCGCGGCAUAUGUAUAUACCUUACGUAAUCUCAUAUAUCUAUUAUUACUACUGCGCAUGCGCGUAUCCCAUAGCAACGCGUUCCACUGUAUACGAAACAUAUGUGUGUUAAUCCACAAGGCAGAAGUGAUCACAGUACUUGCUCGUUUUGUUAAAUAGAUUAUAAUUGAGAUACCAAGAAAAAUAUUAUUUUAAUUUAUAAAAUAAUGUCAGUGGAAGGGGAGUUUUUCUUAUCUGUUACAGGCUCAAUUGAAUAUGCAGAAUUCUACAAUGCCGAUAAUGCAUAUUGCAAGUACGGGUUUCAUUUUGGAUCCGAAUGGAGCGUUGUGGCAGGAAUUGAAGAAGGUCUGACACAAAUGUGUAAACGCAGUAACGAUCCCAGAAAUGUUAUUGUUUGGAACUUCCCAUUGGAAAUUACGUUUAAAAGCACAAAUCCACAUGGAUGGCCACAACUGAUAAUGUCUAUUUACGGAUUAGAUAUGUUCGAUCACGAUGUUAUUGAAGGUUACGGUGUAUGUCAUUUGCCUCUUAUAACGGGACAUCACGAAAAAAAAGUUUUCAUUUAUGUUCCUCAAUCGUCUUCUACGUUGCAACAAUUCGCUGCUUGGUUGACAGGAAAAAGACCUGAAUUAAUUGAUCCAGCCAUAUUGGCCAGUGGUGGUGGACGAGAAUGAAAUAAAUUCAAAUUGCCAGAGCAGACCAUUCAAUAUGAUUAAUACCCGGAAAGUUCAUUGAAACGGAAAAUGUCGAUAUUCGUUUCUCGUCAAAUAAGAUCGAGAAGAUAGAAGGUUAAAUCGAAACGUCGAGGACCAUAUCGAUCCGUCACGUUUUGACGUUCCUCUUUUGGAGAUACUAUUUAUGAUUCCAUCUUCGUACGUAAUUGGAAUGGUAGUGAACUCGCUAACCGGUAUCAAUUUAUUUUACUCAUUCACUUCCUUAUCUGAAUCAUCUUGUAUGUUCGACUUUGAUGAACAUCACAUUCAGCACACAUCAUCGAUCAAAACAUGUUAAAGGGAUCUUGAAAAUUAUUUAGAUCCUUGGUCGCAUUUAUGAGCUCGACAGCGAAAUACAUGCAUAUAUGUUUAUUGUUUAGUAUUUUUACAAAUACAUGCAAUAUGUAUUAGCUUAUACAUAACAAUAGUUCGCAAAAUAAUUUUUUGCAUAUGUAUCUAUUGCUUCAAAUAACUUAUCGACAACACGUUAUCAAAGUUUAACCUAUUUUUUUUGAGAUUAACAAAGUCAAACUUGAAUAUUUUUUUUUCUUUGCUCGUUAUUUUCAUACAUUAGACUAUUAUCAAAAUUGUUGCACAAUUAGUAUUAAUAAUAGACGACUAGUAUUAAUAAUCGGAAUUUUUAACGUUGUGUGAUAUGUAACGAAUAUAUGUAAAUACAUGGAAUAUAUUACAUUUAUAUAUUGUUUAUUAUUCGUAACAUCAGUUUUUUAGACCGUAUUUUGUAUUACUGAUUGAAAGUGAUAUCUCGUGUGAAACAUUCUUUUUCUUCUACGAAAUUAUGACUUAGAAUUCAUUAAAAAUAUCUUUAUCAAAAUAUUUAUUGUAAAAGACAAUCCUCUUUACGAAAACUAUUUCUAUUUCCCUUUAGUUUUUUGUUUUUAUCAUACCUACAUAUUAAUGAAGCUUGAAAUUAACCUGAGAUACGCGGCAACAACUUCCUUCGUCGAUUACAUAAAUUGCAAUGUCAUCUAGAUUAUAUAUUAGCAACCUUAUUACAACGUCUACUUUCGUGAAAUUGUUUUGCUUCUGCUUUCGCCCUUAAUCGUAACUAGAGUUAGCAUAGAACUUCCGUUUGAAGUUUAUUUUCUAUUAAUUUAUGUUAAUCCAAAAAUAUUUCUAAAAAAUUAAUAUAUGAUUCAUAUAACAUUUCAUAUAUGAGACUGC